This is a messenger RNA of Armigeres subalbatus, 1017 nucleotides long. RefSeq lists its product as uncharacterized. The coding region runs from base 1 to 1017 and encodes 338 amino acids. The record is from RefSeq and is a predicted model, not a curated record. The transcript has a single exon. NCBI's taxonomy places the organism in Eukaryota, Metazoa, Arthropoda, Insecta, Diptera, Culicidae.
AUGGGUUUCAAACAGAGUUCGGCCGACCCAUGUCUGUACACACGGGAGUGGAAAGGUAAAAAGGUAUACAUAUUGCUAUACGUGGAUGAUAUUGUAGUUGGGUGCGAAGACGAAUAUUUGAUUGACCAAGUGUAUGUCGAAUUGAAAAAGUAUUUCGAUGUAACUUGCUUGGGAAACCUAAAAUAUUUUCUCGGGCUUGAGGUGGACUGUAUUGACGGAAAUUACAGUGUGUGUCUGUCGGGAUACAUCAAGCGAACUGCUCAAAGAAUUGGUUUAGGAGAAUGCAAGCCGGCACGCACGCCAAUGGAUGAAUGCUAUGCUCGUGGCGAAGUGGAGAGUUCUCCGUUAACUAAUAAUUCCGACUACCGAAGCCUAGUAGGAGCAUUGCUCUACAUAUCAGUUCAUGCAAGACCAGAUGUAGCAUAUGCAACCUCAGUAUUGGGCCGCAAAGUUACUCAACCAACCGAAGCCGACUGGGUGGCUGCCAAACGAGUGGUCAGAUAUUUGCAAGGCACCGUGAACAAGAAGUUGUAUUUCAACGGAUCUAUUUUAGAGCUGACAGGCUACACAGAUGCAGACUGGGCAGGCGACUGUAAAUCCAGAAAAUCGACGUCCGGCUAUGUUUUCUUGUUCGGAGGAGCUGCAGUAUCAUGGAAAAGCACAAAACAGAAUUCGGUAUCACUCUCAUCAAUGGAGUCUGAAUACGUUGCAUUAUGUGAUGCGGCUCAGGAGACGAUCUGGCUAAGGCGGGUGCUACAAGACAUCGGCGUGAAACAAGAAGACCCUACAACAUUAUACGAGGAUAAUCAGUCUUGUAUAGCAUUCGCAAAAUCCGAACGAACGACAAGACGUUCAAAGCAUAUUGAGACAAAGCAAAUGUUCGUACAGGAUCUUUGUCGUAAGGAUGUGAUAAGGUUGCAGUACUUAUGUUCCGAGGAUAUGGUUGCUGAUGCAUUGACUAAGCCCCUUGGAACGAUUAAAACCAACGUGUUUGCUGAGAAUAUGGCACCCGCUUGA